Molecule: messenger RNA, 6024 nt
Organism: Gasterosteus aculeatus aculeatus (three-spined stickleback)
Lineage: Eukaryota; Metazoa; Chordata; Actinopteri; Perciformes; Gasterosteidae
Product: transcription regulator protein BACH2
Biological process (GO): regulation of transcription by RNA polymerase II
Molecular function (GO): RNA polymerase II cis-regulatory region sequence-specific DNA binding; protein binding; DNA-binding transcription factor activity, RNA polymerase II-specific
Source: RefSeq, a predicted model, not a curated record
CGCCACACACCGACUGAUGCCCACGGUCCGUUGAAAGCAGCGCUUGUGGCGGUCGAGGGGCUGUGGGAAUAACACAAUGCGGACUCACUCUUAUUCCUGAGGAAUCGAACGCACGACGAGCAGGAAAAACACGGGUGCCAGAGAGAGUGAUGUCGGCAGGCGAGGAGCGGAAUGGCCAGGUGGCAGCGCCAGUGUACGUGUACGAGUCCAAGGUCCACUGUGCCAAUGUGAUGCUGAGCCUGGAGGAGCAGCGGCGGCAGGGCAUCCUGUGUGACGUCACCGUGCUGGUAGAGGGCCGGGAGGUGCGCGCUCACAGGGCCGUCCUCGCUGCCAGCAGCCGCUACUUCCUGCAGGCCCUGCUGGGUCACAACGGGUCGCAUGGCGAAGCCGAGCCCAUUGUUAACCUGCCGGACAAGGUGACCGCUGAGGGUUUUGCUCCACUGCUCCAGUUUGCCUACACAGCCAAGCUGGUUUUAAGUCGGGAGAACAUCCAUGAGGUCAUCUUGUGUGCUGACUUCUUGGGCAUUCACAAUUUAGAGGACUCUUGCUUUCGGUUUCUUCAAGACCAGUUGCAGAACGACAGCCGGCAUGCCAGUAACGGCACGGUGGAAUAUGACGAUGACAUCACGGUGGAUGUCUUUUCUGAGGCUAUAUCCUCAGAUGAAUCUGCAGAGACAAGGCAGCAGACCAAUCACGUAGCAAGCACUGCGUCUCCUCCCGCUGACCUGUCUCAAUGUCCCAAAUACAGAAAGUAUAAGUACCAGAUCUGUGAUGACAAGCACAACGGAGAAGACCAUCAUGGUGAUGAUGUCAUCGUGGCCAACCACACCUCAGGCAGCCCUGUUAGCGCACAGCUCAGAGACACCGCUGCUCCACAAACUCUUCUUACACCCUCCAGGAUCAAAGAAGAACCAUUUGUUUUUGAGGAAGAAGGAGAUGCAAGGAGCAACCAAGAAUUGUGCACCGAGGAGGUCCUGGAGAUGGAGCUUGAGGUAGAAGGGGUUCCAGUAGCAGCCGAGCACUCUCCUAACCAAGGGUCCCCCUCUUCCUGCCUGCGCUCUUAUCUCCAGAAAGGCGGGCUAGAUCUCAGCGGCGUGCCAAGCACCACCAUCCAGCAGCUACUCACCAACAGACUGUCUCUCAACCACUACCGGGAACUGGUCAAAGACAGGCAGAGGGAUAAGAAGGAAUCUCUUGGCCAAGUGUUCCUCAAGACAGGCCUCGCAGAUGUAAUACCAACAGGGCUUACGUGCAAGAACACGGAAAGGCCUGUGUCCAAAGCCUCCUCCUCUAAACAUGAGAGAGAACUCGACAGAGCAAGCGUCAUUUUCUCCUCAGCUGGUGAGCAACAAAUGUUGGCCCAUUCUUACAUGGAUGACACGUUCAAAGAAAAGGGCUCAAAUCUGAUACACGUAGAAGCUCCUUCUCCUGGUCGGUCAUGCCUCACCACCAGCUGUCCUGUUCCCAUCAAGACAUCAGUCCACUCGCCUUCCCCUUCUGAGCCCCGAACCCAGACGCCCAGCUCUCGCUCCUCCUUCUCGUACCCAGAGGAUGCAGGCAGCGGCAGCUCGCCUUUUAACCUGCCCCAGUUUGACUUCUCCUCGUCCCCGCGCUCAGGCUCUGCCUCUGGACUCCCCCCCUGCCUGACCGGGGUGAUGGAGCAGACGAACCCCCUAAGCGCUGAGCUGGUUUUCUCUCAGGGUUGCACCAAUAUAAAAAAUGAACAGGGAUUUGGUGCCAGCGGUGACAACUCCAGCGACGAAUCAGGCUCUUUCUCAGAGGGAGACAGUGAAAGCGGCAUCUCCAGAAUCUCGGGCCCUGAGGUGAAGCUGCCCUUCCCAGUGGACCACAUCACGAACCUGCCACGCAACGACUUCCAGAUCCUCAUCAAGAUGCACAAGCUGACCUCGGAGCAGCUGGAGUUUAUCCACGACAUCCGUCGCCGCAGCAAAAACCGCAUCGCCGCCCAGCGCUGUCGGAAGAGGAAGCUGGACUGCAUCCAGAACCUGGAGGGCGAGAUCCGCAAACUGGUGUGCGAGAAGGACAAGCUGCUGAGCGAGCGCAACCAGCUGAAGGUUUGCAUGUCAGAGCUCUGGCAGAACCUCUCCUUCCUUUCCCAGCAAGUGUGUAGGGAGGGGCCACCUCCCGUCUGCGCCAGCAUCGACCUCACUUCCAAUCCGCCGUCGCCUUCUUCUGACAGGGGCUCCCCCCGGCCCAGGUCCCCCGCGUCGCCACAAGGCCAUAUGGGAGGUCCGACCCGCGAGGGUCCCGGCCGGGACGGACUUGAGGAGUCAGGUCUGGGGCGGGUUGACCCCGAGCGCCCCCUCGUGCUGGGGGCCACACAGGAGGUAUGUAGCCCAAACGUAACUGUGGAUUUCUGUCAGGAAAUGACUGAGAAAUGUACGACGGAGGAACAGAAGACACAGAGCUGCACCUAGAGUCUGUUGACUGACAGUUUGUUCUGCGUCACCGGCACACUUCUCUUGAUUUUUGAAGUAUUUCUUUUGUUCUUUGUUUUUUGUAAUGGAUGACAUAAGCGUUGUCUUAUCAGCAAUACUGUUCAACAGGUAUUUUCAGACUGAAGAUGAAAUAGAAGCACUGGCAGCUUUCUUUCUUUCUGUGUCUCAUCCUGACUUCUCUUCCUGUCAGCUUCCCUCCCUCUCUCGUGCAUCAUGGGAGGUAAAACUCAGGAAUUCCUCUGAAUGUUCAGUAAAGUCCUUGUUAACAUGUACGCUGAAGCGCACUUUGCUUUACAGUCCUGUGAAUCCUUGAUAUUUAGUACGAUUGAUUUGUAGCAAAUACAAAAAAGUUUCAGCACGUCCGACUAACUAACUAACUCAAGAGUGGUCCAAAAUGUGGGUGACUGCUUCUUUCCUUCCUUUCUCAGAGUGAGAUGUUCUCGUUGUUUUCAGUGAAUCUCGUUUCUGUGUGUUUAGUCCGAGGCCAGAACAUGGUUAGCCUAGCUUAGCAUAAAAGCCUUGAAGCAGGGUGUAACAACUAGCCUCUUUUAAAAAACAGAAUCCUACUCUGCACUGAGACCUUCGGGUUAUAGCACGAGCUGCCAGAUACACUUUGUUUUGCUCUCAAACCCAACUGCUUCUGUAGGAGGAAGACGGGGGUUACUCUGGUUCAAUUUGAGUUGCUACAGCCGCUGGCAGCCUCCCCCAGCCUGCGCUGGGUAGCUAAUUCUUGUCUUUGAUGGACAGUUACUUCAUGAACACGUGUCUAGGCUUUGGACCCUGUCAUAAGAGAGCAGAUGUAGUGGGUCGGAAAAGGUUAGGGACGAUAAGGCUGCCCUCUUGCGUGUCUACAGUUGGAAGAGUAGGAAAGUUUACCUUCACAAGCCUUAAAUGCACAUUUUUUGACUAGCUUGAAGGUCCAGUGUGUAGAUUUGGGGACAUAAUGCAGAGAUAAUUCAGAUUGCAACCAACUGAAACAUCUCCCACGUGCCAAAAACUCAAAUGGUGCUUUGCACAGCCGGGGUUUUGGCAGUUUUGGGCUACAGUACAGACAUGGUGGCGGGGAUGAUCUGCUCCUACUUAUAGAUAUUAUAUUCAUAAUAGAUCCCUCGUGAUCUAUUGCGUUUUGAAAUAAGCUUUUUUUCUUGGUCACUUAUAUUUAUGGUGUAAGUAACUUCCAGUUUUGCAGUUAUUCUGCUGACUCACCUGUGGCUUUUCACCAAGAAGUGGCCAUUCUUAUAUCUCGUUAAAGAAAUUGCAACUCUGUUGCUUAUGCUAAUGGAUUGAAUGAAACUUGAGAACAGCACAACUCCUCCUUGCUUCACACACAGACUCGAGCUGAACAUCCAUGUUCUAAGAAUGGAAAACAAUAAGUGUAUGUCCACAAGUGUUGAACUAAUCCUUUGAAUUCACUAUAUGGUAUUCCAUCAAAAACAGCUUAACUACUGUUAUAACAUAUUUUGAGUGAUCUAUUAGUUGUUGAGAGACACAGGACUUUAAAGUAAAAUGUUACCAAAGGUGUGUAUUUGUAAUAUUUUACAUUAGAUGAAACAGUCAAAUGAACUCUCAUUAUGCAAUGUUUCUUUUGUUAAACUUCACUUGUAUCUUUUCUUGUACUCAGAUGGGCAUUUCUACACAAUUCUCUCUCUCUGCCUUUUUUUCAUAUUUACGCUAAGAGACAGAACAGAAUUAAGUUCAAGCACUGCCCAGCUCCUCUAAGAGGUCACAGCUGGCAUCGAGUGUCCAGAUAGAUUAGAAGACCACACCCGUGUGACUGCUACAUUUCUGCUCAGCGUUUUCCAAAGCAUGCUGUAAGGUUUUCUUAGUCCAUUUUCAUUUAUUCUCAUGUUUUAAAUGUCAAGAUUGCAGCUUCCAUAUUGGGAAUAUUUUAUUUUGUUGACAGUGACAGACGUAUGUUCCAUCUUACCCAGUCUAUGGUGUUAACACAUGCCAACUAUCUUUGAACAUCAUCUUUAAUUCCUUCAUGAAAAUAACACAGAUAAAUAAUAUAUAUAUAUAUUUUUUAUCCAUUAUGAAACAAAACAAAAAAAUAACAAUAGCACACAUGUUCACUGUGUCUGAUUCCAUAUCUCAAGCAACCUCGUAGUUGAUUUGUACAUUAUGUAUUGACAUAGAAACAUGCUGUGGAAAAUGGAUGGCGGUCUUGUAAUUGACACACGGCCCACGUCGGUGUGGUCAGCUAAAGAACUGCUUAAACAAAUCGUAAGUGCUCUUUUUCAUCGUUUAUUUAUUGUCUUAAAGUUAAUAGGAAUUUGGUGUUUGUGCUUCUGGUAAUUAUGUAUUUAGCUGCAUUGUUCUUGUGUUGUACAUAAGACAAAUAUUCCCACUAAAAGUACUUGGUAUUGUAUCUGAGCAAGAUGUCGUCGCUUUCAAGUUCACACUUGGUACGUGAAUUUGUUUAAACACGAGGCAAAAUGAUCAAUUUCUACUUACAAACCAGUAUCCCGAAUAGUGCAGCCACGGAGCUGCAAGUUCAGAACAAACACUCUGGCACCGUAUUGAUUUAGGGGGAUGCUAAUUCAUCUGCUGUGUAAAAGUCGAUGGCGAGGCACGUGGCAGUGGCGAGUGCCGCUCCCCGCCAACGCUGUGCUCUCGCGGCUGCACUUUCCUCCGCACAGUCCUGCACGUCCGUGGUGUCCGAUGUGUUUGGGCUUCUUGUGGCCACCGGCGUUUAGGGGGGCAUUCAGUUUGUAGUAUACUGAAGAACACUGCUCAGCUGACUUUCUUAGACUUUAAUUCCUCAAUGUGAACUUGUUCAUUUAUUUAUUUGCACUCUUGUUUUGGGGGGGUUCUAGGUCGGGUGUAGAGGAAAAAGCUUAGAUGUUAGAUGUAGGUUGCUACCCUCUCCUAGAGUUGAUUUGUCAAUGGUUGUACUUUUUUAUUGUUGCCAAUUUUCAUAUGAACUAUGUAAGUAUUAAUUUACAAAUUGCAAAUGUACUUACUUCCAUUUAUUUCAAUGUAAGAGGUGUGAGUAUGUUUACAAUUUCUGUGAAUUACCUUUUUUUUGGGUAAAAGACAUCAUUAGGACAUGAAAAUUAGGUGGAAAGCUUUUUUUGUUUUAUUAACAUAAGUUAAGUGUUGACAAAUUUGCGUGGAAAGUAAGCAUCUGACCAGAGCAGCUACAUUUUCUUGCCUUAUAUGUUGCAAAGGCCAAACUGUCUAGUGAGGGGUUUUAGUUCAAGGGAAGCUGCACUGCAGGUGUGAUAAAACGUGGACUUCAUGUGACACCUUUAAUCUCACUGUUCAAGCGGUCCGAUCCAAAAACAUGCAGGCUAUGUGAGUGUGGCCGGGUGUCUGUCCUGUGUCUGACCGGAGACAUGUCCAGGGGGCAGAAGGCUGACCGGCUCCAGCCCCCCUACGACCCUAAUGGACGGACGGAUGGAUAUUCAAUAAGUUCCCCUUUGUGACCAAUAGCAAGAUAAGCCAAGCCCAACAGUUUAAUGCCAAUACAUACAGACAGAAUAUGGUAUAUUACCAUGGAAUAAUUGAAUAAAGCACUCCAUAAAAAACAUUUUGAAAUUUAAAUUGCUGAAAUUGAAAAAAA